AUUCAGUCAACUUUUAUAUGCGUAUAGUUUAUUUAAAGUCUAAAUAUUAACAAUUUUAAUUUACUUUUCAGAGACUGUAAUACAUCCUUAAAUUAAUCGAGAUAUAGGAAUUCAGCCGAAAUGAAUUGAGAUGAUUUACAGCUUGUAGCACACGUGUAAAAGUAAUUAGUAUCACAGUACGAGAAAAUGAGUAGUGGACACAGUAAAAGUAAAAAUUGUACAACAAGUAUAAAUCACGCGAGGUAUUCGCUAUGAUCCACGUGCGGAAGAUUACACGUGAAAAAAAAAGUUGCAUAUAGUUUGGCUAGUUGAGUGAAAAUGCGUAUUAAUAUUUUGUAUCGUCAAUUGUUUAGCAGUGUUGUAACUUUUUUUAUAUGUGUCUAGUCUUAUUCCCUUGUUUUGGGCAUGAUGUAAAAUUGAGAGAUAUAUAUAUUUAUAUAUAUAUACAAUUCGUACUUGUUUUCUAUGUAAAACACGCAGCAGCGAAAAUAGCGAAAAUCCGCCGCGGUCCAAAAGCGCACGAAGAGCAAAUGUUUGAUUUGUUUUCAUUUGUUGUCACAGAAUCUGACUUUUUGCAACAUAGCGAGCCAUCCUUCAUGGAAACGACAACGAUCGAGGUGGAUCCUGUUACUCAGGAAAGCAUAACAACGACUACGCGAACAGAAACGAGGACGAUAUCGUCUACUGGAGCCGGUGGCACAGAUGAUUUGCGGGAAUCGAUGCAGAAGAUUAUGGAUACAUUCAUGACAGAGGAGAAGAAGGAUCAUUAGGAAUAAUGCACGCGUUCUGCCCUUCGAAUUUACGAUGAAAAAAACAAGAAAUCGACGUUGAUCCCCUCGUCGAUCCUUGGAUCCCUUUAUCAAGGAAAGCAUUUCGAUAGACAUUGGACUCGACGCGUCCUCGGGCGUCGAGAGAUGGUUUAUGAUCUUGGGGGUGAAAACACUUCACCCUCUCGGGGUGCUACCUUUCUUAAGCCACACAAAAUAUGCACAAUGGUUUACUAUCACGCUCAUGGCCUACGCUUCGAAUUUGCUUGCCUUUCCAUUCCGCUCGGUUGCCUUACCCUUUUACGUUCGUCGAAAUCUCGCGAUCUAUGAUAAUAAUGAUGAUAACGAAGAUAAUGAUGAUGAUGUAUCUGCGUAUGUCGUUGCUAGUCCGACUAGCCGAUUCGCGCUAGUCUUCACUAUGCCAACCCGUCCAUGUAUGUAUGCAACGCCUUUCUCGUAUUGUCUGAAGCUAUAAUGCGAAAUGGAAGGGAAAAAAGUAUCGAGCGAAAACGAUGGAAAAUGUCAGGAAGGAAGAAAUGCGAAAAAGGCGGGAACGCAAGACAAAAUAAGAUCGAACGAGUCUGCCGAUAUCAGCGAUCGUCUAAAUUAAUAAGAUUUUCGCGAGAAUAGCUCUGUUAAGCUUUAAGAUAGUUAUACUCUAUCCGCGCAAUAUAUUGCUUAAUAGAUCGGCAUUACACAAUAUAUAUAUUAUAUAUAUAUUUUUUCUUUAUUAACACUUUCGACGGUUGACAAAAUUUUCGAAAACGGAAAUAAGGAAUAAAUUUCUUGUUGUUACUCGACUGAAGUCGUGAGUUCAGGCACAAUAAAAAAAAAA
This is a messenger RNA of Monomorium pharaonis (pharaoh ant), 1602 nucleotides long. RefSeq lists its product as uncharacterized. The transcript is spliced from 2 exons. The record is from RefSeq and is a predicted model, not a curated record. The coding region runs from base 375 to 770 and encodes 131 amino acids. NCBI's taxonomy places the organism in Eukaryota, Metazoa, Arthropoda, Insecta, Hymenoptera, Formicidae.